Coregonus clupeaformis (lake whitefish) is the source of this 1165-nucleotide messenger RNA. Its product is annotated as alpha-tectorin-like. The record is from RefSeq and is a predicted model, not a curated record. The transcript has 5 exons. Lineage: Eukaryota; Metazoa; Chordata; Actinopteri; Salmoniformes; Salmonidae. Bases 188 to 1165 code for a protein of 325 amino acids.
CCCCAAGUGUGACGCUAAUAAAAAAGCCAUAUUUGAGGCCGACUGUAGUAUCAUCACAAACCCUAAAGGUCCCUUCGCCGCCUGCCACAAUGUGAUAGACCCUGCCUCUUACUUCAGAGAUUGUGUCUAUGAUGUCUGCUUGUCUGAGGGAGACCGUAAGGUUCUCUGUCACAGCAUAUCAGCAUACAUGAUCGACUGCCAGGACUUUGGGGUUAACAUCAGUAACUGGAGAACACCAACCUUCUGUCCCCUGGACUGUCCUGCCAACAGCCACUACCAGAGCUGCUCUGAGAUCUGUGCCACCCCAUGUCCCGGCCUCUCUGACAUUAUCACCUGCCCCACCACUUGUGCUGAGGGCUGUGCCUGCAAUACAGACUACUACUUCAACGGGACAGGCUGUGUUAAGUGGGACCUGUGCAGCUGUUACCACAAAGGACGCACCUACAAGAUUGGUGAGUCUGUGUUGUCAGAGGAUUGCCAGGAGCUCUGCACCUGCACUGCCUCUGGUGAUGUGAAAUGUGAGGCCACCAAGUGCAAGGCUGACGAGAGCUGCCAGGUCAAGAAUGGUCACCUGGGCUGCUAUCUCAAAAAGUGUUUGUUGGAGACUAAUGGCGCCUUCACCCUUUUCAAUGGAAGAAGUGGUGCAAUCACAGCCAUGGGGGCCUAUGAGAUAAUCAAAGUUUGUGACAAUGCUCUGGUGGAAGAGUGGUUCAGAGUGGUGGUGACGUUGCAGGCCUGUGGGAAGUCUGGCCUCAAGAGCGUUGUUGCUGUGUACGUCUACUUCAAUGAUCUGAUGAUCACUGUCAACAGCAAGCAUGAAACUUGGAUAAAUGGUAAGAAGGUGACUCUACCACGCCUGCUGAGUAAUGAAGUCUCAGUGAAGGUCUCUGACAAGACAGUGAUGAUUGAGAGGAUGUCAGGCCUUCAGGUGUCAUACAGCCUCUCUCAGGAGAUCAUAGUGACAGUGAGUGCCCACAUGGCUGACAAGGUGUGUGGAGCUUGUGGAAGACUGGUUCCUUCAGGAGACGUUAUCCCGGUCCCUAGUUUCCUGACUAUGCAGGAAUACAUGGACGGCUGGAACGCACCAGACUUCCCCACCUGCAGAUAUGAGAAGAACAGGAUAGACUGGGACACUGUGGUCACUCUCAGAGAGUCUUUGUCUUGA